GAUACGAAGAGAAAUGCAUGUCUAAGUUAAUCGCGUUUUAAUAAAUGAAAACACGUCGCAGAUCUCUUAAAUUAAUAAGUGCCUACUUAAAUAUUUUUGAUGAAGUGUGAAAUAAAAUGAGUGUAAUUGAUGUGAUGUAAUUAGAGCUUAACUUAAGAUAAUUGUGCUUUCGCUUUCGUGAAAAUGAAUGGCAAACUGCAUAGUGAAACCGGCGCUUUCUCAUCUGACGACAUGCGCGCCGAAAUAUUGAACCCUUUCGUCCACAAAUUGGAGCUAGAUAACACAUAUGACAAAAUAAAGACGGCAAUAUUCACCGUAAUAUUACUGCCUUUUCGGGUCAUCGUUAUUUGUUACCUAAUAGUAACAGCAUGGUUCCUCGCGUGUAUUGGUCUCUACGGCCUCAGCGAAGAAGAUCUAAGGCGAAAGCCUAUGACAGGAUGGAGAAGGGCACUGAAGCCGUUGAUAUGUUUCAUCGGGAAAAUGUCUUACUUGGCGGGAGGGAUGGCGAUCACAAUAAGAGGGAAGCAGGCUAGUCGCAAAGAAGCGCCUAUCCUGGUCGUAGCCCCGCACUCCUCAUUCUUAGACAGCUGUAUCGUAUAUGCGACCAAAAUGUCUUCAGUGAUCGUGAGGAAAGAGAGCAUGGACAACUACGUUGGAAAACUUAUUAACUACACGCAGCCUGUUUAUGUGUGGCGGGAUGACCCUAAUUCCAGGCAGAAUACCAUUAAGGAGAUCAUCGAGAGAGCAACUUCCAAAGAAGAUUGGCCACAGGUACUUAUCUUCCCCGAAGGUACUUGCACAAAUCGCUCGUGCCUGAUCACGUUCAAGCCGGGCGGGUUCUACCCAGGGGUGCCUGUGCAGCCGGUCACCAUCAGGUACCCUAAUGCCAGAGACACGGUCACUUGGACCUGGGAGGGCCCUGGAGCCCUAAAGCUGUUGUGGUUGACGUUGACACAAGUGCACAGCUCUUGUGAAAUUGAGUUCCUACCAGUGUACUACCCAAGCGAAGAGGAGAAAAGGGACCCCAAGCUGUACGCUAGAAAUGUUCGAGAUGUCAUGGCUAAGGCAUUAGGGGUGCCAGUUCUGGACUACACAUACGAUGACUGUCGGCUCAUAGCUAGAGCGAAGCAGCUGGGGAUACCAUGUGCAGCCUCUGCCAGGGAGGUCAGCGAGAUCCGAGGGCAACUUGGUUUGGAGCGGUCUGGUCUAGACUUGCACUUGGCUCGCGGGGGAAUGGGCGGUGUUGCGGGCGGGGUCCGGCGCUGGCUGGGCCCCGAAGAGUUCGCGCAACGUCUUGGUGUACCUCUGUCACCACGCACCCAACGACUCUUCGAUAUAUUCAUGCAGCGCUCGAGUGGGUUGCUGUACUUCCCGGACUACUUACUCAGCGCCGCCUUCCUCUCCCUACAACACGCGCCUCUUACAGAACUCCUGGCCAUAGCUUUCAAGUUGUACGCGACUGGUACCGGGGGCCGGCUGCAGGCGGCUGGCUUCGAGGAGCUGGCCACACGGUGUCUGGGGCUCUGCCAAGAAGACGCCUGCAAUACCUUCCGCCAGGCCGACAUGGAUGAAGACGGAUACAUCACUUACGAUGAUUUCAUAGCAUAUGCGCAGAAGAAAGCAGAGUUCUCGUUUGUAUUUGCCUGCGACACAUCGCAUCAUAAGCCGAAAGCUCAGUGAGGGUCACCUGUUCACAUCCCGACAGUCUGCAGUCAAGUGCCCUAGUGACAGAAACCUGUCCCCACCAGGAUAGGAAAAAGAGAACAGUAAUGUCGAGAAUGUGAAAUAAUUCUUCAAAUUCUGAAUUCGAAAGUCUAUUAGGAAAUAUAAGGCACUUUAGUUCUUGAAAAUGGCAAUAUCGUAAGCGGUCUCAGCCGAAAAAAAUAUUAAAUUGACAGCUGUCAACUUUUUUGCCGCCAUUCAUUUGACGUUUGAUUGUUAAGUUUUCUUGUCUUUAGUCUUGAAUGCAAUGGAAUUAUCUUUGGGUAAGAAUGUGAAGAAGAUUAAAUAAAAGUAAUAAACAGUGAGAGAUAAGUAGUGAGUGAUUAUGUACCUACGAAAUUAUUAUACGUAUAAUGCUCUGUUUGUUAAGUUUGACCAAGCGAAUGGAUAAUAAUCGUAUGAUCUGUGGUUUCUGAGGAUAACAAAAUAACUGUAAUUAAAUCAUAAGGGCUUCAUAGCAUAAAUAAUUUAAAGCAAAAAUAUACUGUCAUGUCGUGUCGCAUUAAAAGUAUAUCGAUUUCAUACAUUUGCUAUGGUUAGAUAAACAAAUAAAAAGUCAAAUUUAUGAAACCGAGGCUUUCUGGUGCGACGCCACGACAUGGUAAUGAAAUGUAUUUCCAGCUAAAGUCUACAAUAUUGUAACACAAAAUUUAAUCUGCGUUAUCUAUUUCAAUAUUUGAUGCACACACAAUUUAGACGCAACAGGCUAUUCAUGUGGUGAUUGAUAUAGUGUCACCAUUAGUGCUGUGCACUCUGAGGUAUCCGCCGGGGAGGUGGCAGGCGAAGAAAAAAAGUUCAGAUGAGAUCGAUCUUGUCGGACAGAUCUUGUGGCGGGAGUAUGAUCGGAGGCUAUCUUUCUGUAUUAUACUUACUUAGUUGAUUAAAUUGUAACCCAAAUAUAAUCAUAUUUUACUAAAAAUAUGCAGCUGAUAAAUAAGAACUAAACUUAUAAUUUCGAAUCAUAAAAUAUUUUCUAAGGAAAGUUAAAAACAUACAAAAAAGGAAAGAUACAAAAAACGCUACAUGUCGCUACGAGCGUUGACGGCGCACUGACAGAGAGCAGACCAUUUACCCCCUCUCCUCGCCCUCCCCCCUCCCCGUCUAGCCGCUAGCAUUCCUAGAGUACACUAAUGGUCUCACUAUAUUAACGAACAUAUGUCAAAUGACAGAUUUUUUGUUACUUUUGUGGAAUUUCAGCGGCCAUUUUGAUAUACUUACGGCCAAAACUAAUUACCGAUCUUACUUCAAACAACUGAAUGGAAAAAUGUAUUAAAAAAAGACAAAUAGUCGGUAAGUCUAUCGUCUAUAUAUACUUAAUGUCCAAUGGAGAAAAAUAAAUGUCGAUAAAUAUCAUAUAUAUAUAUUUUUGUUUGAGAUCGUUUCUUAGUUUCGGCCAUUAAUUAAACGUAUGCUGAAAUAAUAACAAAUGUUUAUAUUAUUAUAAAGCCUGCUUCGGAACUAAGUGAAAACAGAAACUUAAAACUGCUGAUAGGACUGUAAUAUGAAAUUGUAAUAUAGUGAUUUUGUGUAGGAUGAAUAGUAACGACAAAGGUAUUUGGCCUGUUUAUUCAUUAGUUUAAGGAUUUUCCGAAGUUUCUUUGAUCGAACAUUUUCUUUUUGCUAAGGAAGCGUGUGAGAGCCAAGCUUCGGCACGAAUGGGUCGACUUGACCGGAGUGAUACCACGGCCUCACAGAAAACCGAGGUGAAACAAUCACAGCGUUGUGUUCCGUCGUGUGAGUGAGGUUACCGGAUGGACAUUUGGAUGAUGUGAUCUACGAUAGAGCACGUCU
Messenger RNA from Spodoptera exigua (beet armyworm), 3513 nucleotides. NCBI's taxonomy places the organism in Eukaryota, Metazoa, Arthropoda, Insecta, Lepidoptera, Noctuidae. The record is from the annotation of a GenBank genome assembly.